AUGCGCAAACCCGGAAUCGAACCGGGGGCCCAACGAUGGCAACGUUGGAUUUUACCACUAAACCAUUUGCGCUGUGAAAGAGCUCCGAGACGG
Molecule: messenger RNA, 93 nt
Organism: Priceomyces carsonii
Lineage: Eukaryota; Fungi; Ascomycota; Pichiomycetes; Serinales; Debaryomycetaceae
Exons: 1
Source: RefSeq, a predicted model, not a curated record